AUGACCGUCAGCUACCAGUCGAAGGUGUCGUCGUCGAGCAGCGCGGGUUUCACCAAACUGCUGUUCCUGUGGCGGGGAAGUCUGUACCAAGUACUGUACAGGGAACUGCUGCUGUUCAUGGUGGCGUUCGUCAUCAUCAGCGCCCUGUACCGGAACGCGUUCACCGUCGCGCAAAAAGAAAUAUUUGAAAAAAUAGUUCGAUAUUGUGAUGCCUUUAUUAGUCAAUUACCAUUAUCAUUCAUCUUAGGAUUUUAUGUGACAUAUGUGGCCAAAAGAUGGUGGAACCAAUACUUGGCGAUCCCGUGGCCCGACAGAGCGAUGCAUGUGAUAUCAAUGUACGUAGAGGGCAAUGACGAUUACGGUUGUAUGAUUCGAAGAUCGUUAAUGAGAUAUUUGAUUUUGACAUUGAUUUUGGUAUUGCGUUCCAUCAGUUCACCGGUGAAAAAACGUUUUCCGACAUUGGAGCACGUCGCUGAGUCAGGCUACAUGACCGCCGACGAGAUAGAAGUAUUUUAUUCACUCCCCAAGGUAGAAUUUAAUACUUAUUGGGUGCCUUGCACUUGGUUCAUCAGUCUGUUGAAAGAGGCCAGAAAAUCUAAGCGAAUUGAAGAUUCCGAAGGAGUCAAACUGAUAAUGCAGGAAUUUAUCGACUUCAGAUCAAAAUGUGGUUAUUUGUGGAGUUACGAUUGGAUCAGCAUACCGUUAGCGUAUACACAGGUUGUUACAAUUGCAACGUAUUCGUUUUUCAUUACUGCCGUUGUCGGGAGGCAAUACGUGGAAGGAUCAAACAAAAUGCUGCAAACAGAACUUGACGUGUAUAUACCGGUGUUUACAAUUGUACAGUUUUUAUUCUUUAUGGGACUUUUAAAGGUAGCUGAACAAUUAAUAAAUCCUUUUGGUGAUGACGAAGAAGAUUUUGAAUUAAAUUACUUAAUCGAUAGACACACAAAGGCAUCCUUUUUGGCGGUAGAUUACCUUGCUAAAAUAAAAAUUCCUCUGGUCAAAGAUAUUUACUUCAACGAGUUAGAAGUAUCAAUUCCUUACACCAGUGCAUCUGCACCGUUCAAGAAAAAAUCGCAUAGAGGAUCAGUUCACCAUAUGCCUGUUCCUGAAGACCAACAUAUGAUGUUCUUACCCGAAAUCAUAGAAGAGGCAGACCCGGACCAGACGAAAACCAGAAGGACCUCAAUAUGUUCGAACAAGAGUGAAGGAAGAAUCAACUCAAAUUGCAGAGAGAAAUUCAAUGAUUCCUUUGGCAUUAUGCAGGUAGUGCAACAGCGGUCAUCGUUGAACGGCUGUGGCGAAGUUGGUGGAUUUUGCGGCGGAGGACCGAAUUCAAACGCGCCGACCAAGCGCGGGGGCGGUGGUGGUUUCAAACAGUUAGCUCAACGGAAGUCGGAUGCCACACAGCCGGUAGUGCUGGUGUCGAUGACCCGGCGACCGAGCUACAAUUCGGGACAGUGGAAGCCGUUCAAAUGGAGAUCGUCGGACAGCAGCGAACAGCGACGCGCUUCCGUCGGAGGCGGUUCCGGGCACUCGGAACAGCAUCAGCAGACGAAUGUGGACCUGCAGAAAGGUGUCCGAUCGGAAACAGUGGCGGCGGCGGCGUCAGUAGUACCGGAAGGGCGCGUCAACGCGGCGUACGUACCGGACACACUGCACAACGACGUGUGAUCAGUGCCUGCCGGACCGAAGUCUCCAAAAGCCACGGGAUGCAACUACUAAAACAUUGGAGGUCCCUCUAAAAAGUUACUAUUUAUAAGUCAUAUCGCACGAUACAUUAAUUAAAUUUCUUUCUAGUAUUUGAUAAAAGUGAAGAGAUAUAUUUAAAAAAUAAAACAUUUCUACUACGGGCACCUACCCGGUGACUCGUGUAUUUCGUUAUUAAAUCGAGUCCCGCGUAGAAAUAAAACCUAGUCCUAUAAGUGGUCUAAAAUAAACGGGUGCGAGUAAUUUCUUAAAAUACUAUUUUUCUCGACCAUUAGCCCUAAGGUUCCGAUGCAUUAUACACCCCUGCUAAAUCCGGUAUUGCGUGUUAUGCUCAUUACUCAACAGCGGCGUCUUUGUGAAGGUUAGUCGUCGGGUUUUUUGGUACCAGAUCCCCCCUCCUCGCCACGCCACAAUUUAAUAACUCCGAUUCCGGUUACACCUUGAAAAUAUAUAAUAUAAUAGUUAUUUCUGUAACAUAAACGGGUAACCGCAUUAUCGCACGGCGGGUCAUUUACCAACCCUUUUUACAAAUCCACAAGUUUCUCACAUGUAUAUUUUGUAUUAAAAAAAUAAAAUUUAAUGAGUUUUUUAUGGAAAGUUCUACAUCUAAUAGGUUUACUAAUUAAAUUAAAAUAAGCAUAAAUAUUUGUUUCCUAAUUAAUAUACAUUGUAAUUGUAAUGAUAAAUAUAAACAUGAUUCAAUACGUAAAUUAUUGUUAGUUUUGUCUAACUAGAUCUGGGAUUUGUUCCACUGUGUGGUGUUAAGAAUUAAGAUUAUCAUUGAUCCUCCUCCAUCCUAUGUCUUGCCACCCCAUUAUAAAUCUCAGCGGUGUGGAUGCGGGAUUGAGAGAGUGUUCUUGUAUACAAAAUCUUAAUAUGAUUAUUAUAGUCCGAUCCCCAACUUUUUAGCACUAAAAAAUCUUAAAUACUACACCACAUACACUAUAAUGUGCGUUUAAUAACUUUUUUAUAUCAAAUUCGAAUGUUUAGUAAAAUGAAAUAAAGUCCUUUUAAGAAACGUUAAAUCGUAUACAUUUUUAUUCUCAGGGAAUUGACUUAAAUUAAAACUUUACAAAAUAAAUCUUUUUAAAAAGAUCGUUAGAUCGAAUUCUUUCAUUUUAAACCAACAAAAUUUCAUUAAAAUUCAAAAAUAUCCUGCUAUAUAGAAAAUAGUGUAUAGGUACGUUUAUUUUAGGAGAGACUGGUUACGUAUUCGCGUUGAUAAUUUAUUCGAAUUGUUUGUAGUCCAAUUUUAGACGUAAUCUCCUCGCCAAUUGUAAUUGAGUAUAAUUAUUGUUUAUUCCAAUUUAUCGUUAGAUAUUGCAUUAAAUUAUAACAUCUUUUAUAUCAUCCUUUUUAUAAUAUCCAUUAUAAAGAAUAAAGAUACCUUCCGUUUAUCAGUUACCAAUUAAAUCUUCGAGAAAGCAUGUAUACAGGGUGAAGAGUUUCGAUGAGCGGAGUGGAGUGGUACGGGGUUACCCCGCAAAAUGUUUGUUCACUACUCCGCUUGUCUAAACUUUAAAUAAGUAUAACUCAUAAACUACUCGCUCCAAAUUCGA
Molecule: messenger RNA, 3269 nt
Organism: Rhopalosiphum maidis (corn leaf aphid)
Lineage: Eukaryota; Metazoa; Arthropoda; Insecta; Hemiptera; Aphididae
Product: bestrophin-4-like
Exons: 10
Coding region: 1-1674 (557 amino acids)
Molecular function (GO): chloride channel activity
Source: RefSeq, a predicted model, not a curated record